Messenger RNA from Cataglyphis hispanica, 7729 nucleotides. RefSeq names its product protein enabled (gene ena). The transcript is spliced from 8 exons. Gene Ontology annotation, molecular function: SH3 domain binding. Lineage: Eukaryota; Metazoa; Arthropoda; Insecta; Hymenoptera; Formicidae. The record is from RefSeq and is a predicted model, not a curated record. The coding region runs from base 196 to 2562 and encodes 788 amino acids.
AAGCGACAGCGAGCGAGUGAGCGAGUUCUUCCGCGAAUCCUAGAUCGUAGAUAUUUAAUUAAAUCUAUAACGAACGCCGUGUAUUUCAAUUCGCGAUUUAUCUUGCUCCGAUAACGACGCGGUCACUGAUAACGGAGUUCGAUGCGACAAAGAUGAUCACCUAAGGGGAGGAGGAAGCUCUCCCUUCGAGCGAUCAUGUGGGAUUCUCGCGCGAGCUCCUUCUCCAAAACCAACAGGACCAGAUGGUCCUACGAGACCUAUCCCACGUCCGAGGAUCGGGACGCUUACACAUCCCCCAGGAUGCGUUGUCCCUCCGCGACGAUGCAGGAGAGUCCCGUGUUGCCGCAACGUGCGAGCGUACAGCAGCGUACUACUGGCUAUCGCCAGCAACGAUCUUCCUGGCAGCAGGACGGCCGCUCAUGCGAAGUGAGCAUAUCAUCCGCCCGCGCGUCGGUGAUGGUGUACGAUGAUGUGAACAAGAAAUGGAUACCAAGCGGCAGCUCGUCCGGCCUGUCCAAGGUCCAGCUCUAUCACCAUCAGGUGAACAAUACGUUCCGCGUGGUCGGCAGGAAGCUACAGGACCACGAGAUCGUCAUCAACUGCGCGAUCCUCAAGGGACUCAAGUACAAUCAGGCGACAGUCACGUUUCAUCAAUGGCGGGACAAUAAGCAGGUCUACGGGCUCAAUUUCUCCAGUAAGGAUGAUGCCGACGCCUUUGCCCGGGCGAUGCUCCAAGCACUCGAUGUGCUGAGCAAUGGCAGUAACAUAUCACGAAGUCUCGCUCCGACAACCGCCACGACUACUCAACAGACCGCCUAUCAGCAGCAGCAGCAGCAGCAACAACAACAACAGCAACAACAGCAGAGCCAGGCAACCGCUCAAUAUGAAGAGGACAUGGGAUACAGAACCAUGACCAGAGAGGACGUGGCAAUAAUUCAGGAACGCAGAAUGUCCCAGCAAAGUCAAGCAACCGGCAGUCCUAAUCCUAUAUCACCAAGCUGCCCGCCGACUGUGCAGCAGCAGCAGCAACAGCAGCAGCAGCAACAACAACAACAACAACAACAACAACAACAAUCCGGUCACCAUCGAACUUCGUCGGCACCGCCGGCGCCGCAGCCACCGCAACAGCAGCAAUCGGCACUAAUGCAGGGUGUCAGUGGUAUGGCCCCAGUUCCUCCACAAAUGUCAACUGGACCACCGGUACCGCCGCCUCAGCCGCCGAUUGCACCCCCCGCCCCUCCGUGUCCGCCAGCAAUGAUGAACUUUAGUUCGUCCGCGAUACCGGCACCACCGCUGAUGAUGAAUCAGUACGCACAAUCACCAUCAUCCCAAUCGAACGUUGCAAAUCAGCAGUCCCAAUCUAUCUACGUUACUAAUCAGGCGAGUCAGUAUGGUGCCGCGCCUACGAGUAAUCAGUACGCAAGCGCCGCUUCCGUUGGCGGCACCGGAAGCAGCGGUGCGAGCAGCGUCGUGGGCCAGAGUCCAAACCAGUAUCCGCAAUCCAGCAGUCAGAAUAAUUUCUAUGGCACUAACAGUCAGACGAGCAAUUAUGCUACGGGAGGGCAGGCUAAUGCAGGUCAAUACAACCAAUCGACCGGCAAUCAGGUCGCGCAGUAUGGCAGCAGUGGUGGUAAUCAAUACGGAAGCAGUAGCUCGAUAAAUCAGUACGCCGCCGGUCCGCCACCGCCCGGUCCGGGAAGCCAAUACGCGGUCGCGCAACCCGGUCAAUCGCAGUACGCCAGCAUCGUGUCCCAGGCGCAAGCACAAUAUGGCGGUACAGGCAAUCAAGCAGUCCCCUCAGCAGGCACUACAAAUCCGUAUGGGACGCCAUCAAACUCGGUGAAUCAGUACGCCACCGGCGGACACCUUACGGUCGGCGCUAACGCUUACGCUCCUAUUGUUAGCGGCGGCCCACCCCCGCCCCCAAUGGGACCGUUGACCGGAAUUGCCGCACCACCUCCACCACCGCCACCACCGGUACCUAAUGCUAACAAUUCCAUCGCCAGCGUCUCAUCCACCAGUUCUUCAAGCGAUCCACCACCCGAUACUAACUCAUUAGCUGCCGCUCUUCAAGCUCGUCUUAAGAAGAAACAGCAACAAUCACAGCCUGUGGAAAACAGUGGCUCGAGCACUAGCAGUAGCGGUAGUGGAAGUGGUGGCAAUUAUGGUACUUUAGGAAGAGGUGGAGGCGGCGGAAUGGCUUCCAUGAUGGACGAGAUGGCUAAGACUUUGGCACGCCGUCGAGCUGCUGCCGAGAAAAAGCAACCUGAACAACCACCGGAGCCGGAAAGCUCACCAGAUAAGAAAUCUUGGGACAAGAGUAAUACAUCAAAUAAUAAGUUCUCCAACGGCGCCGAAUCGCCGAAAUCAGUACGAAAGAGGUUUGGCUCGGCCUCGGAGGAUACCCUUCUCAAGGUAAACGGAGUUAACGACGGAACUUCGUUUACCGCGCAAGAGAUGGAGGCCUUUAAAGUGGAGAUAAUCAAGGAAGUGCGUAAAGAGUUCCAAAAAAUGAAGCAGGAAAUAAUCGAUGUUGUGAGAACAGAACUGAAUAAGAGAUAAAGAAAACGAUAAAAAAAAGAAGCAAAGGAGCCAGAGUCGAACUCUCGAAGCCGACAAGAAUAAGACGGGAAAAAAAAGAAAAUAAAAAAGUAAUUAAAGAGAAAGUUUUAUGACUAGAUCGCUCGAUAUUAGGGCGACAUUAACGAGAACCACACACAGGUUUUUACAACGUAUUUGCAACAGAAUGUAGUGUGGUUACAUUGAUGUAUAUCGGACGUUUAUGUGUAAGUAAAUUAAUCCAAUUUAGUAUUUUAAGUGACCGUUAAUCUUUUCAUUAUUUGCUAUAUAAAUAACAAUUGUAACGAAAAACGUUGAAUCAGUUGAGUUUCAUUUGAGUUUAGUUUCACGGAAAAAGUCUCUCGGUACAAGCACAAGGGAUCAUAAGAAAUCCUUACAAAUCUCAAGCGAGAGAGAAACAUUUUACAAUGAAAAUAUAAAAUAAGUACACGCACAAUGAAGUACUAUUAAAUCGCUUUGUAGAUUGAAGAAGAUAUCGAUAAAGAUCAAAAAAUGGUGUUCUAUUUAUAAUAUGUAUAAAUAAUAUCAAUCUCUAUACACACAUAUAAAUAUCUACAGUAAUAGCCACGUUUUGAUAAGUUUAUAAUCGAGGUCAGUGAAGUGACAAAAUUUGAAUAAUUAAGAUUGAUAUUAAUCAACUAGAAAGUUUUCAUUGUAAAUUUCAUUUAAACCGCAAGAGACUCAAUUAUUUCAACGUCCAAGUUACGCGUCAUAUAUUUUUUACCGUGUAUGGUCAGGCAGGGUUUCUAAGACUUCUCUUGUAUAAUGAAACAUUUUUUUACACAAGAACGAUCUCAUGCACAACAUUCUAUACAGAAUUCUUUCGUCAAUAUCGUGGCAUGUGUUUUCCUCGCUUUUUUUCGUUCUUCUUUUAUUUUAUCGGCGCGAUGUUGUUACACGUUGCCGGCUUUAAUCAUUUAUGCGAAGCACAUUGCAUUGUCGAUCUCUAUUGUGACGCGGAUUCAUCUCUGAAUGAAAAUGUAAAUGGGCAAAUACAUUCCAAGAUACAUCCCAUGUUCUCCGAUACUGCGCUAAUCUCCUAGACACGUUAAACAUUGUAAAUAGCAAUAAAUGACGGAUGCCACGAUCGUUGAUUGUGAAAUUCUCGAGGACACGCUAUAUUGCGCUCUUAAACGAUAUGUAGUUAAGAAAAAAAUCUCCGUGUUAAUUCAUUCCAGGAUAUCGAAUUACGACUCGACGCACAUUUUAGAAAUAUGCGGUAUUUUGUUCUUCAUAUACCAAACUACUAUCGUACAUCGAAUCAUACUUUUUUCGAUUAAAAAAAAAGGAAAAGCUUUCUUGAAACCCGACGUCUCUCUAAUCUCUAUUUUCAUGGCUUUCCAUGUGAUUAGUUUUCGGAUUCUAUUCAGCUUUCUUUCCACAAGCUUUUCUGUUUAGACAAUGUUUUUUUCAUUCGGGUAAGCUGCUAAACAUUCAUAAUACGAUAAGUAGUUUAUUUCUUUUAUCAUUUCUCGAAGCUAUUUGUUUUAUUUUAUCGCGCAAGUGACCAAAUUUUUACACGAAAAGCCAUGGCUUCUACCAUUGAAUCGGUUCAUCAGUUUGAACGCGAUAUGCAAUAAUUAUACUUGAUUCGCUAUCACUGUCAUGAUUGCGUGAUCGAGAAUUACUAUUAAUAUUGAGAUAUUUCGCGAGAGAAAAAAAAACGCGCAAGAUAUAUUUAUCUUAUACGCGCGCGCGUGAUUUCGGUAAAUCGUCCAUCACCGACUCGCGUGUCAUCUUCUUCGAAGGCUGAAUUUUACACGAUUUUUAUUACACGCAACGCUUUACCGCGCUUUAUUAUACAUAUAUUGGUACACUUGUUUUACGAUAAAUGUAAUCGUAAGGAUCCUUGAUAAUCAUUUCGAAGGGAUUAGAUGAGAGACAGUUUUCUAGUCGAGUCAUGGGAGUGUGAGAGAUAAUUUCGCAAGGAAAGGUACAAUUUUGACAACGAGCGGCGGUAAAGCUUAUCUUCGAUAUCUAAAAUACAAUUUGUCGUUUAUCUUUUAUCGAUUAGUUCUUGUAAUUUGUCUCUGUCUUCUCUUGUAAUUUUCUGCCUAAAUAUCGGCUAUAAUUUUACCUAGCGUGAUAUCAUUAUACAUUUAUUUCCUUGCUGUAUUUCGUGCGAGUAAUUUGCAUUCUGUCUCAGCGAAAAUAACGCAUCGCACGCAAAUAUUAUAUGCCGAUAAUCGAGAGAAGCGCGUGUAUAUGCGAUUUGUAAGCACACAAUUUGUGCGUGCGAUUAUCUUUUUAUAUAGAGGGUGUACUUCUUAUCUUUCUACCCCUUCCUCUGUCCUUUUUUUAUUUUUCUAUUUUCUAUACUGCAUCUCUUUGUACAUAUAAAUUUAUCCGGUGUGGAUCUUCCAGUAUAAUGUAUUUAUUUUAUUCAUAUAUUUCUCUUCUUUCUUCUUCGUUUUUUUCUUUUUCCAAAACGGCGGUAUCACGAUUGAUGAGAAAGAGGUAGAAAAUCUGUAGAAAUAUCUCGAAAAGCUUUCUCGAAUAUUUCUCUAUAGACGCAAUUACAGAGCUCGUUCUCUUAUCGUUCUUUCGCUUGCGCUUUUUUCCUUUUCUUUGUCUUUUUAUUUUCCCUCCCGCCGAUAUAUCCGAUGUUUCACGUGAUUUUUGAUAAAUUAAAAAUUGAAUAAGGAAAGAAGGAAAAGGAAGGAGAGAAAGAGUGUAUGCUAUUAUAUUGAACAAUAGUAAAUUAUGUGAAAAAUGAAUUUUUUAAAUAAAAAUAUAUAUACUAUAUUAUACACUUGUAUUAUAUAUUUGCUGAAGCUGGUUUCGUCAAGACAGAGCUCUUUGUCUUUAACCGCUUAUAUCUUGAAAACUAUAUUGGCAUAUCGAUAUCUUAGUGGAGAAAAGAUUUUUUUCCAAAUUGCUCGUAGAAUCUUUCGUUAAAAUUAAAUGCAAUCAUCGUGAAACACCGUGUAUAAUUAUAAUACGAAUGCGUGUAACUGCGCAUUGAUAGCGCCCUGGUUUUUUUCCCGUACUCUCGGUCGUCUCUCAUUAAUAUAACGCAUUUUUAUCGCGUAAUUAUAGACGAUAUUUGCGACUACGCACUAUCAAAGCUGCGAUAUGCAUAUUAUUUGCGUAUAUAUUUUUUUGCACACUUAGAUACACACGCAGUACAUAUAUUGAGUAUAUUAUGGCGAAACUAUAAUUUUCAUAUCGUAGUUUUAAAGCGGGUAUUGUAAGAGUGUGUUUGUGUUACGAUUGGAAAAAGUUAGUUGACAGGAACGGGCCGAAAGGAAAAACUUGAAUAAUAAACGAGAUAAUAAAGGUUUGUCGCGACCGAGGCCAUUAAUAAGUACUGUGUAUUGCGAUGUGAUUGCUAUGUUAAUGAUCGAAUAUACAUAAGCGACUCGAAAUUUGCAUUUAAUACGAGUGAAACCAGCGACGAAAAUUUUUCAGUAAUUUAAUCGACGUCGUUAAUUUACCUUUGAGCCUUAAACAUUCAUAUAUAUUUUUACAUUUAUAUUUUCUUAUUUAUAUUUUUAUUUUUCAUAUACAUUGUCGUUGUAUGAAUACGGCUAACGUCCAUUAUAUUUUGUAAAUGAUAAAGUGUAUAAAUCGUAGAAAGUCGUUAGGGAGAGAAAGAAAUUGAUUGAAUUCUAAUAUAAUUAAUUGGCGCGUGACAAUGUAAUCUCGCGAAAAAAAUUUUCACUUGAUAUUUAUACAAGAAUCCGUUUGUUUUGACAAUUCGUUGCCGGUUUCACUCACGCGAGUGAAAACGUUCAUGUUUAGACUAUUCUUAGGGCGUGGAAUGAUUGCGGAUUAACGUGUGUAAAGCAUUAAUUAUUAAUAAGCUAUGCCGUAAGCGUCACGAUAUCACGAAGAAAUCCAUCUUUGUGGUAUCCUUCAUUUUUAAACGUCGCUUUGUCCUGCCUUCGAUAUAAGCGAUAUGCGAAAGAAUCGUUCGUAAUAUUAGAUAAAAGAAAGAAAUAGGGACGAGCGACUUGCACACGCGAUACGUGUGGUGUCCUAGUUGUAACGAUCAAAUGCAUUUUUCUCAAAUGCAAUUUCUCGAUCACCGAUAUUUCAAUAAAAUUCGCGCGAGACACAAAGUUUCGAGAGCGAAUUUUUUUUUUUUUUCAUGUAAAAUAAGUAAAGAAAUUGAUAAGCACAAUCGUUUAUGCACACAAAACGUAAUCACGCGAUGAACAUGAAUCAGGGGUCGAUAAGAGGGAUGGAAAACUAAUUGAAAUCGAUAUGUCGGCGAGUUCGGAUUCCGAUAUGAUACGAGAAUGGGAAUGAUCUCUGUAAUUAUUCUCUCUACGAGGAAAGCAAAGGAUAUACACUACAGAUCGCAGCGUUUGAACUCGACGAAAAUUGUUAUAGCUGUCAAAAGGAACACGUGCGCGAGGCUGCAUUAUGCGAAUCAUUAGUCGCCGUUAUUAGCGUGCCGAACUUUACCUCGAAUUGUGAUAUGUUGUGCUGAAUGAUCCGCGCGCAAAUCAGACAGCGUCCGUCAACAGCCAUCGACUGCCAAACUUGACAUUUCUCUCAUAGGUUCCUCGCAGCGUGUGUGUAUUGGGAUACUUACGGAGCGCAAGAGAGUAAGCUCGUUGACAUAUGAUCAGCGCGCUUUUCACCAACUGGUUCUUUUUUUCUCCUUUCGAGUUCCUUUAGCGCGAUAAGAACGAAAUCCACGAGUGCGAUUUGUACUUGCUAAUCUAUUGUUGUUGAUCUAUACAUCGAUCUUAUAUUCGGUAUGAAAAAUCUGACGACUAUCGAGCCUGUUACAUUAUUUCAACUUUGCGAUGCGCCCUCUUAUCAUUUCCACGAAGAUUAGACUUAGGCUCUCCAGUAUUUCUUUCUUUCUUUUUUUUUUUGAGAGGAGGGGGGAAAAAUAAUUUAUUUUUUGCGCGAACUAAAUCGCGAGCCGGGUCGCGCAAGGAUCGCUUUUUCGGAAGUGAAAACGAAAUGAGCUCAAGGACGCGGCGAAUGUUAAUAUAAUAAUUUUAAGUGAAUGAGAUGGGGAGCGACGAAGCUACUUUGUAUCGAGGAACGCGUUCUUUCUAAUCGUAAGGGAAGCGCGAACUCUACAGCGAGCACCGAAUAUGGCCACUACUUCGUUUUCGUAAGACGUAUCUUGAAAAUAUUUGUAUGUAAAUGAAUGACAAAAUAAUAAAAAGGAUAUACGCUGUAA